Messenger RNA from Paramecium octaurelia, 555 nucleotides. Lineage: Eukaryota; Ciliophora; Oligohymenophorea; Peniculida; Parameciidae. The record is from the annotation of a GenBank genome assembly.
UAAAUGGUAAGUACAACCACAAUAUGUAGUCUUCGCGAGACCCAUAUCACCAAGUGCCAAUGAUCUUUUUUGAUGGUCAGAAAAAGAAUGUGAUCAAAGUUUUUGGCAGUAUCCUUAUUAUUAUUUUCACUUUAGAUAACUGCAAAAACAAUCAUCAAUUCAGUAUAGGUUGGGAUGUCCCAGCCUUAGGGACGGUCUAAAGAGUGUCAAAUAAAGUAGGAAUUGAAACAGGAUUUGUAAUUCCAGAUUACACUGUUAUCACUUACAAAAAUAUCAAUAAGGAACCACCACAACCCCAAAAUCCGUAACUUAAUCAACCACAAUCCAAUAAAUUCGCCACGUUGGCCCAGAAGAACUUGGUCUAAGAUAACUACAAAAACGAAAUAAUAGUCUAAAAAAGCAUUGACAAUGGCAUCGAAAAGUUUAAGUCGGAAGAAACUCUGAAAGAAUAAACGAAUAAACAAAUAAGAGACAUAUUAGCUAAGCAAAGAAGAGAAAAUUAACAACAUUUAAAGUACAAAGCUUGAUUUAGCUACAUAACAAUUACUAUCAUUA